AUGAUUAAUUUAAUUUUAGACAACAUCAGAAAUAUCGCAAUGGCUACUGGCAGCAACCAAUACGUCGGUGUUACCGCUACUGCUGCAGGCUUUGGAAGAACUGCUGACUCCGCUGCCGGAGCCAUCACCAACAACCAGGCCUUGAGACACGUUAACUUGCCCGUUAUCACCAACGCUGAAUGCGCUCGUGUCUAUGGAUCAAGCACAAUCAUCGCCUCUACACUCUGUGUCUCCGGUGCCAACGGUCGCAGCACUUGCUCUGGAGACUCUGGUGGCCCUCUCACCAUCAACAACAAUGGCCUACUGAUUGGUAUCACCUCCUUCGGAUCCGCCAGCGGCUGCCAACGAGGAUUCCCGGCUGGUUUCGCAAGAGUCACAUCAUUCGAGUCCUGGUUCCGUUCCCGCAUGUAA
Molecule: messenger RNA, 411 nt
Organism: Zerene cesonia (dogface butterfly)
Lineage: Eukaryota; Metazoa; Arthropoda; Insecta; Lepidoptera; Pieridae
Product: chymotrypsin BI-like
Exons: 3
Coding region: 1-411 (136 amino acids)
Biological process (GO): proteolysis
Molecular function (GO): serine-type endopeptidase activity
Source: RefSeq, a predicted model, not a curated record